This is a messenger RNA of Eruca vesicaria subsp. sativa (arugula), 1059 nucleotides long. The record is from the annotation of a GenBank genome assembly. NCBI's taxonomy places the organism in Eukaryota, Viridiplantae, Streptophyta, Magnoliopsida, Brassicales, Brassicaceae.
AUGGAUGUCGCUUCUCCCCGGGGCAUCUCUUCACCUCCUCCAUAUUAUACUAAACCCAUCUGUUCAUCACAGUCAUCUUUGAUUAGGAUUCCGAUCAGUAAAGGUUGUUGCUUUACUCGUUCUUCGAACUUGGUUACUUCCCUUCAUGCUGCUCCGAGAGGAAGGGAAACAAAGCGUACUAGUAGUGUAGAAUGGUGUAAGAGCUCUAUUAGAUGUGACCCUUUCAAAGUUAAUGAUAAGAAGUCAAGGAGAUUAAGUGAAUUAGCAAGAACUGUUACUGUAAAAUCAGAUCUUUCAGGAGCUGUAACACCUGAAUCUACUUAUCCAGAACCAGAGAUUAAGUUGAGCUCAAGACUCAGAGGGAUAUGUUUCUGUCUCAACGCUGCCGUUUCCGCUCUUGUUCUCAUCGUCUUGAUGAUCAUUGGCCAUCCUUUUGUGCUUCUCUUUGACCGUUACAGGAGGAAGUUCCAUCACUUCAUUGCUAAACUCUGGGCUUCUAUAAGCAUCUACCCUUUUUACAGAAUCAACAUUGAAGGUUUGGAGAAUCUGCCGUCAUCAGACACUGCUGCUGUGUAUGUCUCAAACCACCAGAGCUUUUUGGAUAUAUACACACUUUUAAGCCUUGGCCAAAGCUAUAAGUUCAUCAGCAAGACAGGGAUAUUUGUGAUUCCUGUUAUUGGUUGGGCUAUGUCUAUGAUGGGUGUUGUUCCCUUGAAGAGGAUGGAUCCAAGAAGCCAAGUGGAUUGCUUGAAAAGAUGUAUGGAGCUAGUGAAGAAAGGAGCAUCUGUGUUUUUCUUCCCGGAAGGAACGAGGAGUAAAGAUGGUCGGUUAGGUCCUUUCAAGAAAGGGGCGUUUACGGUAGCUGCUAAGACAGGAGUUCCAGUGGUUCCAAUAACGUUGAUGGGGACAGGGAAGAUCAUGCCAACGGGUAGUGAAGGUAUACUGAAUCAUGGGGAUGUGAGAGUGAUCAUCCACAAGCCUAUAUAUGGAAGCAAAGCUGAUGUUCUUUGUGAGGAGGCUAGAAACAAGAUAGCCGAGUCUAUGAAUCUUUUGAGCUGA